Molecule: messenger RNA, 1121 nt
Organism: Molossus molossus (Pallas's mastiff bat)
Lineage: Eukaryota; Metazoa; Chordata; Mammalia; Chiroptera; Molossidae
Gene: PSMD7
Product: proteasome 26S subunit, non-ATPase 7
Exons: 7
Coding region: 112-1080 (322 amino acids)
Biological process (GO): proteasome-mediated ubiquitin-dependent protein catabolic process
Cellular component (GO): proteasome complex; proteasome regulatory particle
Molecular function (GO): metallopeptidase activity; protein binding
Source: RefSeq, a predicted model, not a curated record
GGAAGGGGAGGAGCUGGGCCUAGAGAGAGGAUCCGCGAGAGUCCCUGCCGCUGUGGCUGCCUGUGUUUGCGCGUCGCAGGGAGCGGAACCUGGCGGGCGAGGUGUGUCACGAUGCCGGAGCUGGCGGUGCAGAAGGUGGUGGUCCACCCCCUGGUGCUGCUCAGUGUGGUGGAUCAUUUUAACCGAAUAGGCAAGGUUGGAAACCAGAAGCGUGUUGUUGGUGUGCUUUUGGGGUCAUGGCAAAAGAAAGUACUCGAUGUAUCCAACAGUUUUGCAGUCCCUUUUGAUGAAGAUGACAAAGAUGAUUCUGUCUGGUUUUUAGACCAUGAUUAUUUGGAAAACAUGUAUGGAAUGUUUAAAAAGGUCAAUGCCAGAGAAAGAAUAGUUGGGUGGUACCACACAGGCCCUAAACUACACAAGAAUGACAUCGCCAUCAAUGAACUCAUGAAAAGAUACUGCCCUAACUCAGUAUUAGUCAUCAUUGAUGUGAAGCCAAAGGACCUGGGACUGCCCACAGAAGCAUAUAUUUCAGUGGAAGAAGUUCAUGAUGAUGGAACUCCAACCUCAAAAACAUUUGAGCACGUGACCAGUGAAAUUGGAGCGGAGGAAGCUGAAGAAGUGGGAGUUGAGCACUUGUUACGAGACAUCAAAGACACUACUGUGGGCACUCUUUCCCAGCGGAUCACAAACCAGGUGCAUGGUUUGAAGGGACUGAACUCCAAGCUUCUCGAUAUCAAGAGCUACCUAGAGAAAGUGGCCACAGGCAAGCUUCCUAUCAACCACCAAAUUAUCUACCAGCUGCAGGACGUCUUCAACCUGCUGCCAGAUGUCAGCCUGCAGGAGUUUGUCAAGGCCUUUUACCUGAAGACCAACGACCAGAUGGUCGUGGUGUAUUUGGCCUCCCUGAUACGUUCCGUGGUCGCCCUGCACAACCUCAUCAACAACAAGAUUGCCAACCGGGAUGCAGAGAAGAAAGAAGGGCAGGAAAAAGAAGAGAGCAAAAAGGAUAGAAAAGAUGACAAAGAGAAGGAUAAGGAAAAGAGUGAUAUAAAGAAAGAAGAGAAAAAGGAGAAAAAAUAAAAUAUGUAGCUUUUUAAUUUGUAAAUUAAAAUCUUAUAAAC